UACAUGUAGCUAUUCAAUACUCGUUGUAAGUUCAGUGACUAACGUGAAACAUAACACGCGUUUGUGUGUAUUUUUAAUAAGUUUAAUUUAUAUAUUAUAUAUAAGUUCACAAAUAUCAACAAAAUGAACGGAUUCGUAUUGUGCUUUGUUGUCGCCGCCAUUGCCAUGACCUCCGCUGAGCCACCAAGUGGCUACAGUUACAGUCGGCCAUCAUCAUCAUUCGGCUCCAGCUUCGGCGGCGGAAGCGGCUACUCCAGCGGCGGAGGCGGCUACUCCAGCGGCGGAAGUGGUUACUCCAGCGGCGGAAGCGGUUACUCCAGCGGCGGAAGCGGCUACCCCAGCGGCGGAAGCGGCUAUUCCAGCGGCGGUAGCUAUGUACCGGUCUCCUCGGGACCGUCCACAUACGAAGGCCAAUACGUCGACCCACAACUGCUCGAGCAGAUCAAGCAGAUCGUGCUCAAGGACGAAUCCUCCUCGUCCGGUGGAUACCCAUCGUCGUCGUACGGCGCCCCGUCCUCCUCUUACGGAGCCCCGUCUUCCUCGUACGGCGCCCCGUCUUCCUCGUACGGAGCCCCGUCAUCCUCUUACGGCGCCCCGUCGUCUUCAUACGGAGUACCCUCCUCAUCGUACUCCAGCCGCGUUGUCGGACUCGACUUCGAAGGAGUGAAACCCGCCAUCCAAGUGGCACAAUUCAAACAAUCCGGCGGAUAUUCGUCCGGCGGCGGAUACCCGUCCUCCAGCUACGGUGCCCCCUCCAGGCCGUCCUCAUCCUACGGUGCCCCCUCAGGGUCAUACUAAUAACGUUAAUUAUUAAUUAUUCGUCAUCCCUCGUAUUCGCCACCACCACAUCCAACCAUGUUCUUUUACUCGGCGUCUUGAGUAUCUUUUACAAAAGACCUACAACCACUAGGAUGUCGUUUCUCAGCCAACCAGUAAAAGAACUACAAUUUUAUUGUUUACAUUUUUUUUUUAUAUUUCAUUUUGUAAUAUAUAAUUCUUGAGUGUUUUGUUA
Adelges cooleyi (spruce gall adelgid) is the source of this 1012-nucleotide messenger RNA. RefSeq names its product pro-resilin-like. The record is from RefSeq and is a predicted model, not a curated record. Lineage: Eukaryota; Metazoa; Arthropoda; Insecta; Hemiptera; Adelgidae. The coding region runs from base 124 to 798 and encodes 224 amino acids. The transcript is spliced from 2 exons.